Messenger RNA from Brettanomyces nanus, 990 nucleotides. RefSeq names its product Subunit of heteropentameric Replication factor C (RF-C) (gene RFC3). The record is from RefSeq and is a predicted model, not a curated record. Gene Ontology annotation, cellular component: Elg1 RFC-like complex; DNA replication factor C complex; nucleus. The transcript has a single exon. Bases 1 to 990 code for a protein of 329 amino acids. Gene Ontology annotation, biological process: DNA repair; DNA-templated DNA replication. Lineage: Eukaryota; Fungi; Ascomycota; Pichiomycetes; Pichiales; Pichiaceae. Gene Ontology annotation, molecular function: DNA binding; ATP hydrolysis activity; DNA clamp loader activity.
AUGACGAAUUCUCUACAUGAAAAUCUUCCUUGGGUGGAGAAAUAUAGACCACAGAACUUGGAUCAGGUUUAUGGGCAACAGGAAGUUGUUCAAACAAUUCGAAAACUUGCCAAGGAUGGACGUAUUCCGCAUAUGCUAUUCUACGGACCUCCAGGAAGUGGCAAGACAUCCACGGUGAUUGCAUUGGCAAGAGAAAUAUACGGGAAAAAUUAUAAAAAUAUGGUGUUGGAGUUAAAUGCCUCAGAUGAUCGAGGAAUUGACGUUGUAAGAGACAGGAUCAAGAGUUUUGCAAGUACUAGACAGAUCUUCAGCUCUGGAUUCAAGUUGAUUAUCUUGGAUGAGGCAGAUGCGAUGACUAGCACGGCUCAGAAUGCGUUGAGACGAAUUAUUGAGAAGUACACUAAAAAUACAAGGUUCUGCAUUUUGGCCAAUUAUGCACACAAAAUGAAUCCUGCAUUAAUGUCCAGAUGUACGAGGUUUCGGUUUGCUCCGUUAGCAGAUUCGGCCGUGGGGAAGGGAAUUCAUGUGGUGGUGAAGGAAGAGAAGUUGAAUCUACCGGAAGAAACAGAGAAAUGUCUCAUUCCUUUGAGUAGAGGCGAUAUGAGAAAGGCGUUUAAUGUUCUUCAAGCUUGUGCUGCAGCCCUUGAUGAGGAAGGUGAUCCCAUAACGAUAGAUAUGAUCUAUGAAUGUGUAGGAGCCGCCAAACCCAAAUCUAUAGAGACUGUUUUGGAUGCUAUUAUGAAAAACGAUUGGACUGAUGCCUAUGGUACGAUGGAUAAGGUGAGGAAAGCCGAAGGAUUGGCAUUAAUAGAUCUCAUAGAAGGAUUCGUUGAGGUGCUGGACAAAUAUCAGCUUAAACCAUCUACGAGGACGAGUAUAUUGGAGGGAUUGGGAGAUAUUGAAUACGGAAUAUCCAAAGGUGGUAGUGAUAAGAUCCAAAGUACUGCGGUGAUAGGAUGCAUCAAGAGUUCUUUAGAAAAUGAGCAGUAG